This is a messenger RNA of Octopus sinensis (East Asian common octopus), 3924 nucleotides long. Its product is annotated as glycine receptor subunit alpha-3-like. Gene Ontology annotation, cellular component: membrane; neuron projection; synapse. The record is from RefSeq and is a predicted model, not a curated record. NCBI's taxonomy places the organism in Eukaryota, Metazoa, Mollusca, Cephalopoda, Octopoda, Octopodidae. Bases 705 to 1955 code for a protein of 416 amino acids. Gene Ontology annotation, biological process: chemical synaptic transmission; regulation of membrane potential; signal transduction. The transcript has 10 exons. Gene Ontology annotation, molecular function: chloride channel activity; neurotransmitter receptor activity; extracellular ligand-gated monoatomic ion channel activity.
CACCACCACCGAUUAGAACAACAACAGCAACAUCAAAAAACUAUAAAUACAAGAAUAACUACAAUAAUUUCAAUGACAAGGAUAUAAACAACAUACAAAAAAACCAAACAAAAAACAGCCCAACUAUUUGGAAAUGUAUUAAGAAGGUAUAAAGAUCAAAAUGUCGGAAUCUAUGCAAGAAAUAUAAAUAGCAGCAACUGAAGCAGCAGCAGCAGCAGCAGUCGCGAAAGAAGCGGAAACGGUGGAGGAGAAAGAGAUGACUCAGAUAACGGUUAUGGUGCCUAUCGAAUAAGUAUUGGUGAUGAUGUUACAAGUGAUGGUUGUAGUAAUAAAUGUACUGAGGUGUGAAGAAUAUAUUGCAGCGAUAGAAGGAAAGGAGAAGAGAAAUAAAGCUACAAUCACAACAAAAGAUUUGCAUAGCACCGAUGUUGUUCAGCCUUAAUUGCUCCUGAGCGAAACCAUAUUUCCUUGUUCACCAGUCGAUCGACCAAUAGGAUCUGUCAGCUGUUGAUUUCAUCAAAUACACGAUUUGUUAAUUUGCAAAAACACGCAGAUUUUGUUUACUUCAACAAUUUCGUAAACCGCAGGAGUCAGUUAGAGAAUAAUCUCACCAAGGGGAGAUUAUUGCCAAAAGCAACAUAAGCAAAAAAACAACAAAAAAAAAACAAACAAUCAAAUAAAAACAAAGCAAAACAAAAGGAAAUAUGUUUGCCCUUCAUAUAAUGUGGUGUUUGUUUAAUACUCUUCUAAUAACACAUCCAGCAAGAGGGCAGGUCAACCUUACUAUGAAAAGCAAUCACGUUUCCAGAUCUUUGCUGAUACAAGUUAUGUUGCGAGAACAAGUCUAUGAUAAACGUCUGCCGCCAAACUUCGAUAAAGAUCUUCCGACUCGAGUAAACGUUUCUUUGGACUUUAAUUCGUUCGACUCAAUUGAUGAAAUGAAUAUGGAAUUCGGUGUUAACCUCGUAGUCGAACAAGAAUGGAUUGACCAUCGACUUCAUUUCUAUAACCUGAUCGACAGUGAGGUACUUGAGUUGGACGUGAAAAUGAUGGACGAAUUAUGGGUCCCUGACAUCUAUAUCUCCAAUGAAAAAGUGGCCACCUUCCACACGGUCACCGUUCCUAACAAAAUGAUGCACCUUUACCAAAACGGAAAAAUUAUCUACAGAAACAGAAUAUCACUCAGAGCCUCAUGUCCCAUGCAACUUCAAAAAUACCCGAUGGAUCAGCAGAUUUGUUACCUUCAUUUGCAAAGCUUUGCUUAUACAGAAAAGAGGCUACAAUUCCAUUGGAACGACAACCAUGACAAAGCGCUGCAAAUGAUCAAAGCCGUCCACAUAAUGCCACAGUUUGAAAUCACUAAAUGGUCCAUAUGUGACUGCAAUAGCAUCAUGAAUAAUGAAGAAACAUUCUCCUGUCUAAGAGCUGAAUUUCAUUUGAAGAGAAAUAUGGGUUUCUACAUUCUCAACAUAUACUGUCCAUGUUCAUUGACCGUCUUGGUAUCAUGGUUUUCAUUUUGGCUAAACAUAGACGCUGUCCCAGCCCGCACAUCAUUGGGUGUUCUCACAGUGUUAACGAUGACCAGUCAAACGGCUGCAGCCGUCUCCGCUCUUCCCAAAGUUUCUUACAUCAAAGCUAUAGAUAUCUGGAUGGCUAUCUGUCUCAUAUUCGUCUUUCUCGCACUUCUAGAAUAUGCUGUGGUCAAUGUUUUGAAUCGCAGAGAGAUAAAACGGUAUUUAAGAAACCGUCCCUUGCAGAUGGACCCCGAGAAAGUUUCGCUAGCUGUUUUUCAGUCAAAUGGAUACUCGCAGACUGACUCUGCUAUCAUAUCUUACCAAAUUGAUCCUAACGGCAAGGAGCAUGCAAGAAAAGUGGACAAAUACUCCAGAAUUAUAUUUCCGCUGAUAUUUCUAUUAUUUUGCUUCAUUUACUGGACAUAUUAUCUAGGGGUAUGAUUGAUGAUUGAUGACUGAUAUGUCAUGACGAGUGGUUGUUCAUUUGGUGUUUUUAACAAAGUAAUUAAAAUGGGGGUAGGGUUGAAACGUUUUGGCGCCGCCUUUUAAGCUUCGCUAAUUCGACGUUGACUUAUUUAACAUCAGACAUGUUACUGUUUCUUCCAUUUUCAUGUUUCCAUCGCUCUCUUCCACCUCUUUCUCUCUCUCUGUUUAUAUGUGAACAUCUUGUUAUACUUGUAUGUAUAUGUAACGUCUCUCUCACUCUCUCUAUUUGUAAAUGUAUAUUUAAUGCGUAUGUGUUUGUGUGUGUGUGUGCGCGUUUACCUUCAGGGCCAAAUUGUACUGUCACUAAAAGAGCUUGAAUGUCCAUUCUGCCGUGCCAAAUCACCAGCGUCCAAACAGCAGCGCCCUAUCGUCUCAUUCCAUAAAAUGGGUGGUUUAAGUCGGCCGAAAUAAAUUUUAGAUUUUAAUGCUCGUAGAAUGUGGUGAGAUAAGCUUGAAUGCGCAGAAGUGUGAGCGUAAUGAUAGAGUGAGGUGUGCAGUUGAAUGAGGUGUAAAGUAAGCUGAGUCAACGAAUGAAGUUAGCAUUAAAGGUAAGCUGAGUCAACGAAUGAAGUUAGCAUUAAAGGUAAGCUGAUUGGUAGGAUUAGGUGAGCGAUAGAGUUGUGAGUGAAAGGGUUGGUGGCAGAGUGAAGUAAUGUGUGCUAGAAUGACCGGUUGUAUGGGUGAGUGUCUGUGAGGUAAAGGUGUGGUUGGUACCCUGUGCAGUGAUUUUGUAGGGAACUGAGCUACAGAAAAACAAAAAUGAGAUAAAUUGAAGUGUGAUAUGAUAAAAUGAGGUACGGUGAAGUGUUAUGUAGUAAAAUGAGAUAAGGUGAAGUGUGAUAUAGUAAAAUGAGUAUAGUUAAGUGUGAUAUACUGAUAUAAGAUACGGUCAGGAGUGAUUCAGUAAAGUGAGGUAGAGUGAGAGGGAGUAAAUGAGAUAAGGUAAGUGCACAUAUACUUGCGCAUGCAUGUGUAUAUAUAUUCACACACACAUACACACACACAAACACACAUACACACACACACAUAUACACAGUCAUGUUUAUAUGGAGAGGGAGUUAUAUAUAUAUAAAUAAGCAUAUACAUUAAAGUGGGAUAAAGCGUGGUGUAGCAAAUAAACUAUGACAAAACGAGGUAUGAUAAAUUAAGAUAAAAUAUAAUAUGGGAAAAUGGAACUUUGAGGAAACGAAGUAUAAUAAAUGGGGAAUGGGCAAGGAUGGUAUAGUCAAUAAGGCACGGUAAGGUGAGGUUAUGGCAAUGUGUGUAUGGCAUGACAGAAUGGUACGGUAUGCGAAAUAUGGUUAUUGUGGUAUAGGAAAUUCUGGUUUAAUAUGGGAGGCAUAAUAGAGCGUAGUAUGUUGGUGAAAUGAAAUGCAGUGAAGCAUGAUAUGGAAUUACAAUGAUAAGAUCUGGUCUAGAGAAAUCGCUGUGCAAGCUGUGCCGUGUUAUAUUUUGCGGUAUGAUUUUAGUUCCAUAAUUAGAUUCAGUUAUUGCUCAUUUAUACAAUUUAUGAACUAAUAUGCAUUGGUUUCCGAUAGGAAGAUAGAUAAAAAGAAAACAGGAAGGUAAUCUCGGUAUCGUAUCGAAAGCAAUAUUUUAACAAAAUUCAUGAUUGCGAUCAGUAUUGCUAUACCCUAAUCCUAUUUAAUGAAGGCAGAGUUACAGUAAUAUUAACACACACACACACAGACACACACGCGUGCACGCAUGCAUACGCAUACGCAUGUGCACACCCUUGUGCACACAAAUGCGCACACACAGAUACAAACAUGCGCGCGCACACACGUACAGACUCGUGUGCACUCACACUCACACUCACGUACAAACACAUUGACUGACUCACUCAAACAUACACAUGCAUACAAUAAAUAGAGAUACCGACUCACACAUACACAGGCACACGCACAUUCUGAUUCACUCACAU